UCAAUUUUUCACCGAUUCAUAAUUUUUGUAAAAUUUUAUUUCGGUAGUGUUAGUUGUCCAAGCAAUAUAUUACGUUUCUUAUCAAUGGUUAAAAGUGGACUGUCAUUCGUCUCUAAAAAAACCGAAAUAUCGUGUACAAUGCUUGGUGUGACCGCCUUUUGCCUAAAGCAUCUUAGUUGCAGUGCUCUAUUGUUGAUAUGUUAAUAUGUUCGUUGCAAUCAUUAACACGUUUUAUAUAACUUUACAUUCUUCCUCUAAUGUUUAAUACAAAAUGCUUAAAUACGAAAUGGUUAUCAAUUACGCAAAUCCAAUAAUUAUAUGAUAUCUAAUUGCCAAGAUUGACUAAAAAGAUAAUAAAAAAAUGUAAUCAAUACUCCAAGUUUUCAUAAACAAAGCAAACGAAAAGUCUUGGAAAAAGUUUAUUUUUAUCAGAAAUGCAGAUAAAAAAAAUUAUUGAGACUGACAACACAUAGUUGAAGGUUUAAUUAUAACUAUAUAAAUGUGAAAAAGACAAAUGUACAUUAUGAUGUUUUGGAACAUUCUGAUAAUAGGCAUUAGUUUACAUAUUGUGCAUGGUAUCGCUCCUAAUCAAGCAGGUGGCUACUGUGCUCCAUAUAAUGGUAAAGUUUGUAAAAAGUACUUGACUGGCAUUGGUACAGUAUGGUUCAAUGAUUCUAUUGAUAACCCAAGUGGAUGGUUGAAUGAAAAAAUUACAACAGAUUUGUGGGAAGAAUUGAUAAAAAAAUUAAGUGAACCAUGCCGUUCUGCUGCAGAGAAAAUGUUGUGCUUUUAUGCCUUCCCUCAAUGUCAAGGUGGUGUUGGUUUACCUCUUUGCUAUGAAGAUUGUAUAGCUUUAAAGUUUCAAUUUUGUUUCAAUGAUUGGGCUCUAAUAGAAGAUAAUAAACUAAGGCAGAUUUAUAUAAGAUCUCGAGGUCAUUUUAGACUACCGGAAUGUGAAAAGUUACCAAAGAUUUCUAAAGAGAAAAUGAUGUGCUCACAUGCUUCUAUGACAGUUGUUGAUCAAAAACUUGUAACAUAUGACUGCUAUAGAGGUCAAGGACGCUUUUAUAUGGGUACUGUGAAUACAACAAAAAGUGGUAGACCAUGCCAAAUGUGGAGGGAUCAAAAACCACAUAGUCAUGAAAGUCCACCAGAUGUUUUUCCACAAAUUCGUGAUGGAGAAAAUUAUUGUCGAAAUGCUGGAGGAGAUGAACGACAGCCAUGGUGUUUUACAAUGGAUACUAGUACAAGAUGGGAACAUUGUGACAUUCCUUUGUGUGAUAACAUAACUACCAGAGACAUAAAAAACACUUCAAGUGAUUUUAAGUUAGCGAAUUUAUUGGCCCCACCUUUUAUAAUUAUUGCAUCAGUUUUAAUAUUGACAAUUGUUAUUAUAUUUUUACUGAUUGUUCUCAUAAACCAAAGAUUUCAAAAGCGUCAUCAAGGAUACAAUCAAACUGAAUCUCAGGAAGUCAAUAUUGAUUUGAAUAAGCUGCCGGAUAAUGAUGCAUAUCAUAAAACGAAUAUUCCAUUGAAUCCAAGAUUGGAAAAACUUGAAUUUCCUAGAAAUAAUAUAAUAUACAUAAGGGAUCUUGGUCAGGGUGCCUUUGGAAGAGUAUUUCAAGCCAAAGCACCUGGUCUCGUACCUGGUGAAGAAUUUACAAAUGUUGCAGUAAAAAUGUUGAAAGAGGAAGCUGCAGAUGAUUUGCUGAAAGACUUUGAACGAGAAGCUUGUCUCUUAUCUGAAUUUGAUCAUCCUAAUAUUGUGAAACUUCUCGGAGUUUGCGCUCUUGGGCGACCUAUGUGUCUUUUAUUUGAGUACAUGGGACGCGGUGAUCUAAAUGAAUUCCUACGUUCAUGUUCUCCAGGAAAUUAUAUAGUACGGAACAUCGAAAAAGAUGAUACUUUUACGGAUUCACGACUUUCACAUAUGGACCUAAUAAAUAUAGCCCGACAAAUUGCCUCAGGCAUGGUUUAUUUAUCUGACAGGAAAUUUGUACAUCGAGAUUUGGCUACACGCAAUUGCUUGAUCAAUGAUGAGAUGGUGGUAAAAAUAGCAGAUUUUGGUUUAUCGCAAAAAAUUUACUUGCAAGAUUACUAUAAAGGAGAUGAACAGGAUGCCAUUCCAGUACGGUGGAUGCCACUAGAGAGUAUUUUAUACAACAAAUACACGGUAGAAUCUGACGUUUGGGCUUUUGCUGUUUGUUUAUGGGAAAUAUUCAGCUUUGCACUUCAGCCCUACUAUGGGAUGACUCACGAAGAAGUUGUCAAGUACAUCAAGGAAGGAAAUGUCCUUCAGUGUCCAGAUAAUACUCCACAGUCGGUUUAUGAGCUCAUGAAACUUUGCUGGAACAGGAAACCUUCUGAAAGGCCAACUUUUAAAUUCAUUUUUGAAUCUCUCAAUAAUAUAAAGUCUGAACUAAAGGCUGAAAACAAGUCAAAUAGCGUACCUCUUCGUAUACAUCUGUAAAUGUUA
Messenger RNA from Phymastichus coffea, 2476 nucleotides. RefSeq names its product tyrosine-protein kinase transmembrane receptor Ror2 (gene Nrk). Gene Ontology annotation, biological process: cell surface receptor protein tyrosine kinase signaling pathway; positive regulation of kinase activity; protein phosphorylation. Gene Ontology annotation, cellular component: signaling receptor complex. The record is from RefSeq and is a predicted model, not a curated record. Gene Ontology annotation, molecular function: transmembrane receptor protein tyrosine kinase activity; protein binding; ATP binding. The transcript has 6 exons. The coding region runs from base 515 to 2470 and encodes 651 amino acids. Lineage: Eukaryota; Metazoa; Arthropoda; Insecta; Hymenoptera; Eulophidae.